Molecule: messenger RNA, 1505 nt
Organism: Ficedula albicollis (Collared flycatcher)
Lineage: Eukaryota; Metazoa; Chordata; Aves; Passeriformes; Muscicapidae
Product: collagen alpha-1(I) chain-like
Exons: 1
Source: RefSeq, a predicted model, not a curated record
UUAUGAACAUAUAUAAUGUACAUAAAAGGCAGACUUUGUAAAAUAAAAAGGUCUUCUAUAAAAAAAAUAUUAAAAAGUCAAAGUAAAGUGCAUGAAACAGUUUUUCCUCCACUUUAACUAUUGUGUCGAAGUCUUAGCACAUAGCAUUAUGUUUUUUUAAUGGGAGAUCUUCUUGUGCCACCCAUUAGUCAGUUACUUUACUGGUGAGAUGAAAUUAUGAUGGUGAUGUUUACAAACAAGAAUCAGAACAGUUUAACCCAAUGAACCCACAAAAAAACCACCUAAGAACAAAGGCAAUAUGGGCUUCCUAUACACUUCUCUUCAACAAGAUUUAACAAUCAGUGGAAAGGUUCACUCUCGUUAAAGAAAACUGGUAGGAAACAAGUUUCAUAAAUAGGGCAGUUUUGAUAGUUAGGGGCUCCCCUACUGUGCAAUCAGUUCUUGGUCUAUGAGCAUCAACAUUCAUACUUAAAUAUGGCAUUGCAAAAGAAAUACUAUAUAAAAAAAACUUUCCGCCUGCCUUCGUUGGAAGGAAAAAAAGUUACUCGACCCCAAUCCAGACAAAAGACGACUGCUUUCCUAUGAGGUCUCUUAUGAGGGCGAGUGCACAAAGAGAGUUAAGGAAAGCACUGAGGAUGCUGAGCCCUCUCAUUUUUCCAACUCUGGAGGCAGAGUCCUGGAGUGGAACUGGGCCGUAAUUUUAUCGAUUGCGCUCUGCAUCUUCAGAGAUGUUGACAAAGCGAGUUAACCGCCGCUCUGGACAGCCCCGGCAGGCUGUGCAUUUCCCCCGUGGCCGGCAGUGCAGCGAGCCCGGGGCAGCGGGGCGGCAGCGGGGCCAGCUCCGGCCGGGCAGCACCGGGAGCAGCGCAGAGCCAGUGCGGCGAGCCCGGGGCAGCGGGGCGGCAGCGGGGCCAGCUCCGGCCGGGCAGCACCGGGAGCAGCGCAGAGCCAGUGCGGCGAGCCCGGGGCAGCGGGGCGGCAGCGGGGCCAGCUCCGGCCGGGCAGCACCGGGAGCAGCGCAGAGCCAGUGCGGCGAGCCCGGGGCAGCGGGGCGGCAGCGGGGCCAGCUCCGGCCGGGCAGCACCGGGAGCAGCGCAGAGCCAGUGCGGCGAGCCCGGGGCAGCGGGGCGGCAGCGGGGCCAGCUCCGGCCGGGCAGCACCGGGAGCAGCGCAGAGCCAGUGCGGCGAGCCCGGGGCAGCGGGGCGGCAGCGGGGCCAGCUCCGGCCGGGCAGCACCGGGAGCAGCGCAGAGCCAGUGCGGCGAGCCCGGGGCAGCGGGGCGGCAGCGGGGCCAGCUCCGGCCGGGCAGCACCGGGAGCAGCGCAGAGCCAGUGCGGCGAGCCCGGGGCAGCGGGGCGGCAGCGGGGCCAGCUCCGGCCGGGCAGCACCGGGAGCAGCGCAGAGCCAGUGCGGCGAGCCCGGGGCAGCGGGGCGGCAGCGGGGCCAGCUCCGGCCGGGCAGCACCGGGAGCAGCGCAGAGCCAGUGCGGCGAGCCCGGGGCAGCG